Messenger RNA from Drosophila willistoni, 966 nucleotides. It is a transcript of the gene Su(var)205, whose product is annotated as heterochromatin protein 1. Gene Ontology annotation, biological process: chromatin organization; negative regulation of transcription by RNA polymerase II. Gene Ontology annotation, cellular component: nucleus; pericentric heterochromatin. Bases 195 to 812 code for a protein of 205 amino acids. The transcript has 5 exons. The record is from RefSeq and is a predicted model, not a curated record. Gene Ontology annotation, molecular function: chromatin binding. NCBI's taxonomy places the organism in Eukaryota, Metazoa, Arthropoda, Insecta, Diptera, Drosophilidae.
AAAGCAGAACCGGCGUCUUUUGGGAAGGCGCAUUUUUUUCGCACAUCUUUUUCGUUAAAAGCAGCGUUCAGUUCAUUUGUUAAAUUAAUUUUCACCGGGAUACGCCGUGUUUAGCAUUUAGUUUAGUGGAAAAAGUAUCCACAUUAAUUGUAAUUAACAUUUGAAGUCAGGAAUAUUUAAAAAUUUAUUAAAGAAUGAGCAAAAAGAAGGACAAUCCUGAGAAUCCAUCUUCCGAUGGCGAAGAAGAAGAGGAAUAUGCCGUGGAAAAGAUUCUGGAUAGACGCGUCCGCAAGGGCAAGGUUGAAUAUUAUUUAAAAUGGAAAGGGUAUUCCGAUUCGGAAAAUACUUGGGAACCAGAAGCGAAUUUGGAUUGUCAAGACUUAAUUCAGCUUUACGAGAUGAGUCGAAAGGACGAGAGUAAUAAUGCUGCAGCUGCUCCCAAGAAAGAUCGUCCGGGAAGUACCACCAAGAGCAAAGAAUCGGGACGGACUAGCACUUCGGGCAGCACUAGUGGCAACAGUAAACGUAAAUCUGAAGAGCCAGCUGCGGGUGGAAAAUCCAAACGCACUGAUGCCGAAGUAGAUAGCGGAGAUUCAUUAUCCUCUGUCGGCACUGGCUUUGAUCGUGGACUGGAGGCCGAAAAGAUUUUGGGUGCCUCCGAUAAUAAUGGACGGCUAACAUUCCUUAUUCAAUUCAAAGGUGUCGAUCAGGCCGAAAUGGUUCUGUCCACAGUGGCCAAUGUUAAAAUACCUCAAAUGGUAAUCAGGUUCUAUGAAGAGCGUCUCUCUUGGUACUCUGACAACGAGGACUAACGUUAAAACUAUCUAAGAUCAUUAUUAAGAAGAAAAGUUGACCUAUUCGGCUCUCCAUACAAACCAUUUAUUGAAUCACAAGUUUUUUUUUGUUCAGUUUAAAUCUAAAAAGGAAAAUAAUAAAAUAUAAAAAAAAAAGAAAACCCGCGAAAAA